UACCGCAGGCAGGGGGCGGCAACAUGGCGGCGUGAGCGGCGGCGGUUUCGGCUCCACAACAACAGCGGCAGCUGCGAUCGCCCGCGCCGUCGCCAGCUCCGCGCGUCGCUCGCCUCUGCCGGGCCGCGCCGCGCUCGGCGGCGCCCGCUCCUCUCGCCCUGCGGCGGGGAGGCGGCUCCGCUGGAAAGCCCUCGGCUAACGGGGCAUCGGCGCCCAUAAUAAUCACUCAUUAUAGCGGAGCGGGGGAGCGGCUCCUGGGACGGUGCCUGCGCCUCGGCCCGGCUCCCUGCGGCUUCGCCGGGUGCGACUGCGGUGGAUGCGCGGCUCGGCCCGGCCGGGCGGGGAGGCGGCGGCAGGUGCCGGUAACGGCGGGGGUUAAAUGGCGAGCGAGAAGCCGGUGACGGGGCCGGACCCGCAGCCCGCGGGACUCAUCUCCGUCGGGGCCAGCGGUGCAGGCAGCGGCGGCGGCGGCAGCAGCGUCGCGGUGAUGGGGGAGCUGAGGGCGUCGGGCUCCGGGUCCGUGGUGCUCCCCGCGGGGAUGAUUAACCCGUCGGUGCCGAUCCGCAAUAUUCGGAUGAAAUUCGCCGUCCUCAUCGGACUCAUCCAGGUCGGGGAGGUCAGCAACCGGGACAUCGUGGAGACGGUGCUGAACCUGCUGGUUGGUGGCGAAUUUGAUCUGGAGAUGAACUUUAUAAUCCAGGACGCAGAGAGCAUUACGUGCAUGUCGGAGCUUUUGGAGCACUGUGAUGUAACAUGCCAAGCAGAAAUCUGGAGUAUGUUCACAGCAAUUCUGCGGAAAAGUGUCCGUAAUUUACAGACUAGCACGGAAGUUGGUCUAAUUGAACAGGUACUGCUGAAGAUGAGUACUGUCGACGACAUGAUUGCAGAUCUUCUAGUUGAUAUGUUGGGGGUUCUUGCCAGCUACAGCAUCACUGUCAAAGAGUUGAAGCUUUUGUUCAGCAUGCUGCGAGGCGAAAAUGGAAUCUGGCCAAGACAUGCGGUUAAACUAUUAUCAGUCCUUAAUCAGAUGCCACAGAGACAUGGGCCUGAUACCUUUUUCAACUUCCCAGGCUGUAGUGCUGCAGCAAUUGCAUUGCCUCCUAUUGCUAAGUGGCCUUAUCAAAAUGGGUUUACUCUUAACACCUGGUUUCGUAUGGAUCCGCUAAACAAUAUCAAUGUAGAUAAGGAUAAACCCUAUCUCUAUUGUUUCCGCACUAGCAAAGGUGUUGGGUAUUCUGCUCAUUUUGUUGGCAACUGCUUAAUAGUUACAUCGUUGAAGUCAAAAGGCAAAGGUUUCCAGCACUGUGUGAAGUAUGACUUUCAGCCACGCAAGUGGUACAUGAUAAGCAUAGUACACAUCUAUAACCGAUGGAGAAACAGUGAAAUACGAUGCUACGUGAAUGGUCAGCUGGUAUCCUAUGGUGACAUGGCCUGGCAUGUUAACACGAAUGAUAGCUACGACAAAUGUUUUCUUGGCUCUUCGGAGACUGCUGAUGCUAAUAGAGUGUUCUGUGGCCAGCUUGGAGCAGUAUAUGUAUUCACUGAAGCGCUCAACCCAGCACAGAUUUUUGCAAUACAUCAGUUAGGACCUGGCUAUAAGAGCACAUUCAAAUUUAAAUCUGAGAGUGACAUUCAUCUGGCUGAACACCACAAACAAGUGCUAUAUGAUGGGAAACUUGCAAGUAGCAUUGCUUUUACUUACAAUGCGAAAGCUACUGAUGCUCAGCUAUGCCUUGAAUCCUCACCAAAGGAAAAUCCUUCAAUUUUUGUACACUCCCCCCAUGCUCUUAUGCUUCAGGAUGUGAAAGCUAUUGUAACACACUCCAUUCACAGCGCCAUUCAUUCCAUUGGAGGAAUUCAGGUUCUCUUUCCUCUCUUCGCCCAGUUAGACAAUCGACAGCUGCACGACAGUCAGGUGGAAACAACAGUUUGUGCUACCCUGUUGGCUUUUUUGGUUGAGCUUCUUAAGAGUUCAGUAGCCAUGCAAGAACAAAUGCUUGGUGGAAAAGGCUUCCUAGUCAUUGGCUACCUCCUUGAAAAGUCAUCUAGAGUUCAUAUAACCAGAGCAGUUCUGGAACAAUUUUUGUCGUUUGCGAAAUAUUUGGAUGGAUUGUCUCAUGGAGCACCACUGCUGAAGCAAUUAUGUGACCACAUCCUGUUUAAUCCUGCUAUCUGGAUACACACCCCUGCAAAGGUGCAACUUUCUUUGUAUACCUACUUGUCAGCUGAAUUCAUUGGAACUGCUACGAUCUAUAACACCAUACGCAGAGUGGGAACAGUACUGCAGUUAAUGCACACACUGAAAUACUACUACUGGGUGGUUAAUCCUGCUGAUAGCAGUGGCAUUACUCCUAAAGGAUUAGAUGGUCCUCGGCCCUCACAGAAAGAAAUCAUAUCACUAAGGGCAUUUAUGCUUCUGUUUUUGAAACAACUUAUAUUGAAGGAUCGAGGAGUGAAAGAAGAUGAACUACAGAGCAUAUUAAAUUACUUAUUAACAAUGCAUGAGGAUGAAAAUAUUCAUGAUGUACUGCAGCUGCUAGUGGCACUGAUGUCCGAACAUCCAGCAUCCAUGAUACCUGCCUUUGAUCAGAGAAAUGGGAUACGAGUAAUUUAUAAGUUAUUGGCUUCCAAAAGUGAGAGUAUAUGGGUGCAAGCUUUGAAGGUGCUUGGAUAUUUUCUUAAACACUUGGGUCAUAAGCGAAAGGUGGAAAUAAUGCAUACUCACAGUCUUUUCACGCUUCUCGGAGAACGGUUGAUGCUGCAUACAAAUACAGUGACAGUUACAACCUAUAACACUCUUUAUGAGAUUUUGACAGAACAAGUGUGCACUCAAGUUGUUCAUAAACCACACCCGGAGCCAGAUUCGACAGUGAAAAUUCAGAAUCCAAUGAUUCUUAAGGUGGUGGCAACACUGUUAAAAAACUCCACGCCAAGUGCAGAGCUGAUGGAAGUUCGACGUUUGUUCUUAUCUGACAUGAUAAAGCUCUUUAGUAAUAGCCGUGAAAACAGAAGAUGUUUACUUCAGUGUUCAGUGUGGCAGGACUGGAUGUUUUCUCUGGGAUACAUUAACCCAAAGAACUCUGAAGAGCAGAAGAUCACAGAGAUGGUUUACAACAUUUUCCGUAUUCUCUUGUAUCAUGCAAUAAAAUAUGAAUGGGGAGGCUGGAGAGUGUGGGUGGAUACUCUUUCUAUAGCUCAUUCCAAGGUCACAUAUGAGGCACACAAGGAGUAUCUAGCAAAAAUGUAUGAAGAGUAUCAAAGGCAAGAGGAAGAAAAUAUUAAAAAGGGGAAGAAGGGGAAUGUGAGCACUAUCUCAGGUCUUUCCUCUCAGACAACAGGAGCAAAAGGUGGAAUGGAAAUUCGAGAGAUAGAAGACCUUUCACAAAGUCAAAGUCCAGAAAGUGAAACGGAUUACCCUGUCAGUACAGAUACAAGGGACUUGCUCAUGGCUACAAAGGUGCCAGAUGAUGUGCUUGGAAGUGCUGAGAGACCAGGAGGAGGAGUGCAUGUGGAAGUUCACGACCUUUUAGUUGACAUAAAAGCUGAAAAGGUAGAAGCUACUGAAGUAAAGCUUGAUGAUAUGGAUUUAUCACCAGAGACACUGGUAACUGGAGAAAAUGGUGCACUUGUAGAAGUUGAAUCUCUUCUAGAUAAUGUGUAUAGUGCUGCUGUUGAGAAGCUCCAAAACAAUGUUCAUGGAAGCGUGGGUAUUAUUAAGAAGAAUGAGGAAAAAGAUAAUGGUCCGUUAAUAACUCUGGCUGAUGAGAAAGAUGAACCUUCUACUAACAGUACCUCAUUUCUCUUUGAUAAAAUACCUAGUCAAGAGGAGAAACUUCUGCCUGAACUUUCAAGUAAUCACAUUUCUAUUCCAAAUGUGCAAGAAACACAGAUGCAUCUUGGUGUAAACGAUGAUUUGGGAUUGCUUGCACAUAUGACGGGUAGUGUAGAUAUAACAUGUGCUUCAAGUAUAAUAGAGGACAAGGAGUUCAAGAUUCACACAACUUCAGAUGGAAUGAGUAGCAUUUCUGAGAGAGAAUUGGCUUCAUCAUCUAAAGGAUUAGAAUAUGCUGAAAUGACUGCAACAACUCUUGAAACAGAGUCUUCUGGUAACAAAACUGUACCUAGUGUUGAUGGAGGAAGUAUAAUAUCAGAUACAGAAAGAUCUGAUGAUGGUAAGGAAGCAGGAAAGGAGAUACGAAAGAUCCAGACAACUACCACAACCCAGGCAGUACAGGGUCGAUCUGUCACCCAGCAAGACAGGGAUUUACGUGUUGACUUGGGAUUUCGAGGAAUGCCAAUGACGGAAGAGCAGCGACGACAGUUUAGUCCAGGUCCACGCACAACUAUGUUUCGUAUUCCAGAGUUUAAAUGGUCACCCAUGCACCAGCGGCUCUUGACAGACUUGCUUUUUGCACUAGAAACAGAUGUACAUGUUUGGAGAAGUCACUCCACGAAGUCAGUGAUGGACUUUGUCAAUAGUAAUGAAAAUAUUAUUUUUGUACACAACACAAUACACCUCAUUUCCCAGAUGGUAGACAAUAUCAUUAUUGCUUGUGGAGGAAUUUUACCGCUGUUGUCAGCAGCCACAUCCCCAACUGGUUCUAAGGUUAGUAUUGCUGCUACUGAAUUGGAAAAUAUUGAAGUAACACAAGGAAUGUCAGCAGAGACAGCAGUAACUUUUCUCAGCCGUCUGAUGGCAAUGGUUGAUGUACUAGUAUUUGCCAGUUCUCUAAAUUUUAGUGAGAUUGAAGCUGAAAAAAACAUGUCUUCUGGAGGUCUAAUGCGACAAUGCCUAAGGCUUGUUUGCUGUGUGGCUGUGAGAAACUGCUUAGAAUGUCGGCAAAGGCAGAGAGAGAGAGUGAAUAAGACAUCAUUAAUCGGCAGUAAAACUCAAGAUGCUCUUCAGAGUGUAACUGCAUCAGCAGCAACCAAGACUCCCCUUGAAAAUGUCCCUGGCAAUCUUUCUCCUAUAAAAGACCCUGACAGGCUUCUGCAGGAUGUUGAUAUUAAUCGUCUACGAGCAGUUGUUUUUCGUGAUGUGGAUGACAGCAAACAAGCUCAGUUCUUAGCUUUGGCAGUAGUCUACUUUAUUUCUGUUUUGAUGGUCUCCAAAUACCGCGAUAUACUAGAACCACAACGAGAAACUGCAAGAUCUGGGAGCCAGGCAGGUAGAAAUAUCAGACAAGAGAUAAAUUCACCAACGAGUACAGUUGUGGUCAUACCAUCUAUCCCUCACCCAAGUUUGAACCAUGGAUUCCUUGCCAAGUUAAUUCCUGAGCAGAGCUUUGCCCACUCAUUUUACAAAGAGACACCAACUGUAUUUCCAGAAAAUAUCAAAGAUAAAGAAACACCGACACCAGUUGAAGAUAUUCAGCUGGAAAGCUCUAUUCCUCAUACAGAUUCUGGAAUUGGAGAUGAACAGAUGCCCAAUAUUUUGAAUGGGACAGACUUGGAGACCAGCACAGGCCCCGAUGCUAUGAGUGAACUGUUGUCUACUUUGUCUUCGGAAGUGAAGAAAUCUCAGGAGAGCUUAACAGAAAGCCCCAGUGAGAUCUUGAAACCCGCAUCAUCGAUAUCCAGCAUCAGCCAAAGUAAAGGCAUCAAUGUCAAGGAAAUACUGAAAAGUCUUGUGGCAGCCCCUGUUGAAAUUGCAGAAUGUGGUCCGGAUCCAAUCCCUUACCCAGAUCCCGCACUGAAGAGAGAAGCUCAUGCUAUUCUUCCCAUGCAGUUUCACUCGUUUGACAGGAGUGUGGUUGUACCAGUAAAGAAACCCCCUCCAGGUAGCCUGGCCGUGACCACAGUUGGAGCUGCCACAGCUGGGAGUGGACUGCCCCCGGGUAGUACACCUAAUAUAUUUGCUGCAACAGGAGCUACACCAAAAAGUAUGAUUAAUACAACAGGUGCGGUAGACUCAGGAUCUUCUUCUUCCUCUUCGUCAUCCAGCUUUGUGAAUGGUGCUACCAGCAAAAAUCUCCCAGCUGUCCAAACUGUUGCUCCAAUGCCAGAGGAUUCAGCUGAAAAUAUGAGUAUCACUGCAAAGCUUGAAAGAGCUCUAGAAAAGGUGGCCCCUCUCCUGCGAGAAAUUUUUGUUGACUUUGCCCCUUUCUUAUCCCGAACACUCUUGGGCAGUCAUGGGCAAGAGCUGCUGAUUGAAGGUCUGGUUUGUAUGAAGUCGAGUACUUCGGUAGUUGAACUUGUUAUGCUGCUUUGUUCACAGGAAUGGCAAAAUUCUAUUCAGAAGAAUGCAGGACUUGCAUUUAUUGAGCUCAUCAAUGAAGGAAGAUUAUUAUGUCAUGCAAUGAAAGACCAUAUAGUGCGUGUUGCAAAUGAAGCAGAGUUUAUUUUGAACCGACAAAGAGCUGAAGAUGUCCACAAGCAUGCUGAGUUUGAGUCGCAGUGUGCUCAGUAUGCUGCUGACAGAAGAGAAGAGGAGAAGAUGUGUGAUCAUCUUAUCAGUGCUGCUAAGCAUCGAGAUCAUGUUACAGCAAAUCAGCUGAAACAGAAGAUACUCAACAUACUGACAAAUAAACAUGGUGCCUGGGGAGCUGUUUCUCACAGCCAACUGCACGACUUCUGGCGCUUGGAUUACUGGGAAGAUGAUUUGCGCCGGCGGAGGCGAUUUGUUCGCAAUGCUUUUGGGUCUACUCAUUCUGAUGCUCUCCUAAAAGCUGCCGUGGAAUAUGGCACUGAAGAGGAUGUAGUGAAAUCAAAGAAAACUUUCCGAAGUCAAGCUGUGGUAAAUCAGAAUGCAGAAACAGAGCUUAUGCUGGAAGGAGAUGAUGAUGCUGUUAGCCUGCUCCAAGAGAAAGAGAUUGACAACCUUGCAGCUCCUUUUCUUCCCAGACUGUUCACUUCAAGAGGCCCCGUGGUCCUCAGCACGCCGGCACAGCUCAUCGCCCCCGUGGUGGUGGCCAAGGGGACGCUCUCCAUCACCACCACGGAAAUCUACUUCGAGGUGGACGAGGAUGACCAGGCCUUCAAGAAGAUCGACCCCAAGGUCCUUGCCUAUACAGAAGGCCUUCAUGGAAAAUGGAUGUUCAGUGAGAUUCGGGCUGUUUUUUCAAGACGUUAUCUUCUCCAGAACACAGCUUUGGAAGUGUUUAUGGCAAACAGAACUUCUGUUAUGUUUAAUUUUCCUGACCAAGCAACGGUGAAAAAAGUUGUCUACAGCUUACCACGUGUUGGAGUAGGAACCAGCUAUGGUUUGCCACAAGCCAGGAGAAUCUCUCUGGCCACUCCUCGACAGCUUUAUAAAUCCUCCAACAUGACUCAGCGCUGGCAGAGACGGGAGAUAUCUAACUUUGAAUACUUGAUGUUCCUCAACACUAUAGCAGGACGAACGUACAAUGAUCUGAACCAAUACCCUGUAUUUCCAUGGGUUUUAACAAACUAUGAAUCUGAAGAGUUAGACCUGACCCUUCCAGGCAACUUCAGAGAUCUUUCAAAGCCCAUCGGUGCUUUGAACCCAAAGAGAGCGGUCUUCUAUGCAGAACGGUAUGAGACAUGGGAAGAUGAUCAGACUCCACCUUAUCAUUACAACACCCACUACUCUACAUCUACUUCUACUUUGGCUUGGCUUGUUCGUAUUGAGCCCUUUACAACAUUCUUUCUAAAUGCAAAUGAUGGCAAAUUUGACCACCCAGAUCGAACCUUCUCUUCAGUAGCGAGGUCUUGGAGGAACAGCCAAAGAGAUACCUCAGAUGUGAAGGAGUUAAUUCCAGAGUUUUACUACCUACCAGAGAUGUUUGUCAACAGUAAUGGCUAUAAUCUAGGAAUCAGAGAAGACGAAGUUGUUGUCAAUGAUGUGGAUCUCCCUCCAUGGGCCAAGAAGCCUGAAGACUUUGUCCGCAUCAACAGGAUGGCCCUGGAAAGCGAGUUUGUAUCAUGUCAACUUCAUCAGUGGAUUGACCUUGUAUUUGGCUACAAGCAACGAGGACCAGAAGCAGUGCGUGCACUCAAUGUUUUCCACUACCUAACAUAUGAAGGCUCUGUGAACCUGGACAGUAUCACUGAUCCUGUCCUCAGGGAGAUUCCAGAGGCUUAUUUUAUUAGAGAUCCUCAUACUUUCCUCCUUACAAAGGACUUUAUUAAGGCCAUGGAGGCGCAGAUACAGAACUUUGGACAGACGCCAUCGCAGUUGCUCAUUGAGCCCCAUCCACCUCGGAGCUCUGCCAUGCACCUGUGUUUCCUUCCACAGAGCCCUCUCAUGUUUAAAGAUCAGAUGCAGCAGGAUGUCAUCAUGGUGCUGAAGUUCCCAUCAAAUUCCCCUGUCACACACGUGGCAGCCAACACGCUGCCCCACCUGACCAUUCCUGCCGUGGUCACUGUCACCUGCAGCAGGCUGUUUGCAGUCAAUCGGUGGCACAACACAGUAGGCCUUCGGGGAGCCCCAGGUUAUUCUUUGGAUCAAGCCCAUCACCUUCCAAUCGAAAUGGAUCCAUUGAUUGCCAAUAACUCUGGUGUGAACAAACGGCAGAUCACAGACCUUGUGGAUCAGAGCAUCCAGAUCAAUGCACACUGCUUCGUGGUCACAGCAGAUAAUCGCUACAUUCUUAUCUGUGGUUUCUGGGACAAGAGCUUUCGAGUUUAUUCUACAGAAACAGGAAAAUUAACUCAGAUUGUGUUUGGCCACUGGGAUGUCGUGACUUGCCUUGCCAGAUCAGAGUCCUAUAUUGGUGGUGAUUGCUACAUUGUGUCUGGGUCUCGUGAUGCUACAUUGCUGCUUUGGUACUGGAGUGGCCGACAUCAUAUUAUAGGGGACAACCCAAAUAGCAGUGAUUAUCCAGCUCCUCGAGCUGUUCUAACUGGUCAUGACCAUGAAGUUGUCUGUGUGUCGGUCUGUGCAGAGCUGGGACUCGUUAUCAGCGGUGCUAAAGAAGGUCCCUGUCUGGUACACACAAUUACUGGAGAUUUGCUGAGAGCCCUGGAAGGAACAGAAAACUGCUUGUAUCCUCGUUUAAUUUCAGUAUCUAGUGAAGGUCACUGCAUCAUCUACUAUGAACGAGGACGGUUCAGCAAUUUCAGCAUUAAUGGCAAACUCUUAGCUCAGAUGGAGAUCAAUGAUUCAACCAGGGCUAUCCUCCUGAGCAGUGACGGGCAGAACCUGGUGACAGGGGGAGACAAUGGCGUAGUAGAAGUGUGGCAGGCCUGUGACUUCAAGCAGCUCUACAUUUACCCUGGCUGUGAUGCUGGUAUAAGAGCUAUGGAUCUGUCUCAUGAUCAGAGAACUCUGAUUACUGGCAUGGCUUCUGGCAGCAUCGUAGCUUUUAAUAUAGAUUUUAACCGGUGGCAUUAUGAACAUCAGAACAGAUACUGAAGCAGAAUGAAGAACUGAAAGCCCAGGUAAAGCUGAGAGCACAAGUGCUGCGAUGAAAGGUGUAGUCUCUGGUGGAAAACCACGUCUGCAUUGACCUCCGUUGUACAUUCCAUUACACCCAGCAAUAGCUGUACAUUGUAGUCAGCAACCAUUUUACUUUGUGUGUUUUUUCACAACUGAACACCAGCUGCUGAAAAGCAAGCUUCUAUCAUGUAAAUUAUAUGAAUUAGGAGAUGUUUUGGUAAUUAUUUCAUAUAUCUUUGUUUAUUGAGAAAAGGUAGUAGGAUGCGCCACAAGAGACUUUUGAAAAUUCUGAGGAACUUUGUGUCCAGUUGUUUCAAUGUUUAGGCUUUGAACCUAACAUGCAUCCCAUCUCCAGCCUCUUUUCAAGCUGAGAUUAAAAAAAUAUGUUUGAUACUUUGUACAUCAGAUGCACAUCUUAACUUUAAAGGGGUACUUUUGUAAAAGUAAAACCUUGUAUAAAGAACAAAACCGUUUCUUAAUUUUAUUGUGGAGUUACAACUUGCAUGUACUUUAAACCUGAUGUCUUGAAGGAACAGGUGCAUUCACAUAAAUCAGACUGGAGAUCUGCCUAAGGGUACAGCUUGUGUUAAAGGGUUGAAUUUGGGAGCAAACAGUAAUUUUGACAUUUCCACCAACACAUGUUUUUCACUUUUUGAAUCUAAACUUUACCCCUUUUAAGUGGAGUUCUGCUCAUGAAGCAUUUGGAUAAAAAGCCAUCAUUUGCCAUAUUUAUACUUUAUAUAUACAAUAGCAACUGAUUUCCUCCCUUUAAAUUCAAAGACUAGACAGAAAGGGAGCAAAGAGGGACAUUCACUUUAGUGCUUUGUAAUGCUUAAUGACUCCCAAUACAGACAAAGUGCUAUACUUCUGGAUUAUUAGCAUUUGGCAUACAAACCAUGGGUGAGAGAGUCCCCAGUGAUUUUUUUCCCUUAUUUUUCCUCUGAGCAGCUUGGUUUAUUUGACAGCCUUAGCUUCAUUGUAAAGGUGACUGAAGUUAUUCUUUUCAGUUCUGAAAAUCUCACCUGAAGCCACUCAGACUAAGGCACUUCAUGUUUUACAAUACUGUAAUGAUAACUAUCUGAAUAAUUUUCUGCACAUUGUACUGAUCAAAUUACACACCCAGGGGUAUAUACAUUUAAUUCAUGUUUCUUCUUUGUAUAUUUGGUGACUGUAUUGUCAUAGAUGUACAUAUUGUGUCGGUAGGGCUAUGAGGCAUGUAACAGGAAUGUAAUUUUCUCAGAAUUUACACUCGCAGUCAUUUAUUUAAAAAGAUAAUGGAUUCUUUGUAUUGGCACUUUGCACCAGAAACAUAUCAUUAUUUAUUGAUGUGAUUACUUAUUUGUUAUCCACCUUGUAUUAGUAAGUUUAGCACUGAAUUUCCUUCUUCAUUGUUGUUUGUAUUUAUAAGGUUUGAAAUCAUGGGGAUCAGUGUAAUGAUUAAGUUAUUCAUCACCCGUCUGUAAGCAAUAUCUUGAGUUUGUAGCUUAGAAUUGGGAGACUAUUGAACAUCUGGAAGACAAGUUCAUUUCAUCUUGAGAUCAUGGUGAAAUAUUUUGGAUAUAUAAAUUCCUUAAGCUAUUGUAACCAUGUUUUAUUGCAAAGAUGUAAAAUAUGCCAGAUGUGUGUGAGUUGGAAAUCAAAAAGAAAAAUAAAAUAUGCAAAGAAUUCA
Messenger RNA from Columba livia (rock pigeon), 11009 nucleotides. RefSeq names its product neurobeachin (gene NBEA). Gene Ontology annotation, cellular component: cytosol; membrane. The coding region runs from base 380 to 9316 and encodes 2978 amino acids. The transcript is spliced from 60 exons. The record is from RefSeq and is a predicted model, not a curated record. NCBI's taxonomy places the organism in Eukaryota, Metazoa, Chordata, Aves, Columbiformes, Columbidae. Gene Ontology annotation, biological process: intracellular protein localization. Gene Ontology annotation, molecular function: protein kinase binding.